GAUUUAAUUAACACAGACAAAACAAAAGAAUACAAAAUAUGCAGUUUGUUUACUCAGCUUCCUGAUAUUCAAAUUGUUGUGGUGAAACUGUAAGGAGCACGACAACAAGGUCAGUGGUUCUCUACAUUUAUAAUUUAUUUAAAAAGUGUAUGGAUACGAAGGACGUAUUGUGCAUGUAUUGGUUUAACACAGUUCUAAUUUCACUUGUGUCUUACAAAAUGGUGAGUGGACCAGUUUACAGUUUCAUAAGUCAAGGUAAUGUGGUCUUUCAAAUGAUGCCAGCAAGUUGACCCACAUUUGUUCUGAGUUUGCACAGUGAUGCAUUACACCAGACACAGCAAACAGUUCUAUUGAUCCAGUGCUGGAUUUUAGUUAAGAUAAUAAAUAGAUUACUCAUUGUGUGUGAAGUCCAUGCUAGAUCAGAUGAUCCUCAAGCUGCAAAGCAGUGGUUCCAAAUUAAACCUGAGGGGUCAUAAGACAAUUAAAGAAAUAAGAAAGGGAAAAUAUGUAAACAAUGUGAAAUUCUGGACAUUUCUACCUCUUUAAGUCGGUAAAAGUCCUUUAAAUGAAAUAAAUGUUGUAAGAAAAUGUCCACACUAAGGCAUUAAUAUGUGGCACAGGGUUACAGCAGUAAAUCUUGUGUUUAAAUAGUGACAAACCUCAUUGUCAUUAGCGUGUGUGGGAGUUAUAGUGCCUUACAAUUAAAAAGACCAUGUUUGUCAGUAAGUCAGUGCAUCCUGAGCAGCGGUGUGAUUCAGUGCAGUGAUACUGUCUCUCUCUCUGUCCCCACUGCUCUGCAGACAAGUGAUGGCUGCCCCCAACUUGUUGCGGGUAGGAACAGCAGAAAACAUCUUUGUGGGGUGUCAAGAUUGCACCGGAGGUGACAUCAGGGUCGAAAUCACAGUGAUGACCUUUCCAACCAAAAGCAAUCUGGCAACCACAUCUGUGACCCUUAGUGAAACAAGCGGCUUCCAGAGUUUCGGACAAAUUACGAUCCCUGUUGAGACCUUCAGUAAGGAUCCUAACAUGAAGCAGUAUGUGUACCUGCAAGCUCAGUUCCCUGACCGUCUGCUGGAGAAAAUCGUCUUAGUCUCCUUCCAGUCUGGCUACAUCUUCAUCCAGACCGACAAGACCCUCUACACCCCCGACAGCACAGUUUAUUACAGGAUGUUUGCAGUGACGCCCAAUAUGGAGCCAGUAGAGAGAGAUGGCAAAAACCAAUCUGCUCCCUCUAUUGAUAUUGAGUUUGUGACCCCUGACGACAUCAUUAUGCCACUUGAUUCAUUCUCUCUGAAAUCAGGCAUCCACUCUGGACAUUUCAAACUGGGUGAAAUUGUCAGUCCUGGACUGUGGAAAGUGGUUACCAGGUUCCACAGCAACACACAGCAGAGCUUCUCUACAGAGUUUGAAGUCAAAGAAUACGUGCUGCCCAGUUUUGAGGUUAAACUGACGAUUCCGGAAUCCUUUGACCCCUUCUUCUAUGUGGACAGCGAAGACUUCACUGUCGACAUUAAAGCUACGUAUCUGUUUGGUGAAAAGGUGGAUGGGACAGCCUACGUGGUGUUUGGGGUUGUGCAGGAUGGUCAAAAGAACAGCUUUCCCAGCUCUCUUCAGAGAGUGCAGGUCAAGGAUGGUGUUGGAAAGGUCACAUUGAAGAAAGAGCACAUCACACAGACCUUCUCAGACAUCAAUGCGCUGGUGGGGAAGUCCAUAUAUGUAGCUGUCAGCGUGCUGACAGAGAGCGGUAGUGAAAUGGUGGAGGCAGAGUUGAGAGGCAUCCAGAUUGUCACAUCACCUUACACCAUCCACUUCAAGAAAACACCCAAAUAUUUCAAACCAGGAAUGCCCUUUGAUGUUAUGGUUGAAGUUCUGAAUCCUGAUGAGACUCCAGCACGAGGUGUUGCUGUGAUGGUCGACCAAGGCCAGGUGCAAGGCGACACUGCAUCCGAAGUCCUCACUGCACCCAAUGGCAUGGCUAAGCUUACUGUCAAUACAGCGGUGGGGGUUGAGAAUCUGAUGAUCACCAUAAAGACCAACGAUCCUCAUAUUUCACCUGGAAGGCAAGCAUCAGCCACCAUGGUAGCUCUCCCAUAUACUACCAAAAACAAUAACUACAUCCACAUAGGGGUGGAUACAGCUGAGAUGGAAUUAGGGGGAAACUUGAAAAUCAACCUCAACCUCAACAGGCAGCAAACUCAAGAUAAAGACAUCACAUACCUGAUCCUGAGCAGAGGUCAGCUGGUGAAACACGGCCGUCACAGGUCAAAAAGACAAACACUGAUUUCCCUGUCAUUUCACAUCACCAAAGAGAUGCUGCCAUCAUUCCGCAUCAUAGCCUUCUACCAUACAGAUGACAAUGAAGUGGUAUCAGACUCUGUUUGGGUGGAUGUCAAGGACACCUGCAUGGGCUCGCUGAAGCUGGAAUCAUCGAGACCUGCUCCAGCCUAUGAGCCUCGCAGGAUGUUUGGUCUGAAGGUCACAGGAGACCCAGGGGCCAUAGUGGGACUGGUGGCAGUUGACAAAGGCGUCUACGUCCUAAACAACAAGCACCGCCUCACCCAGAAAAAGGUGUGGGACCAAGUAGAGGAAUACGACACAGGCUGCACACCAGGUGGAGGAAAGGACAGCAUGAGUGUGUUCUACGAUGCUGGGCUGUUAUUUGAGUCCAGCUCCGCUUCUGGGACCCCCUACAGACAAGAAUUGAAAUGUCCAGCCCCCAGCAGGAGGAGACGAGCCACUACUAUAACGGAUGUCACGACCAGCUUAGUGAAGCUAUUUAACGAAACCCUGCAACGUGACUGUUGUUUGGAUGGCAUGAGGGACACCCCCCUCUCAUACACCUGUGAGGUGCGCAGCGAGUACAUCACUGACGGUACAGCCUGUGUCGAGGCCUUCAUACACUGCUGCAAGGAGCUGGAAAGACAGCGAGCUGAGAUGAAGCAUGACAGCCUCAUAUUGGCUCGCAGUGAGGAAGAUGACAGUUACAUGGACAGCAAUGAGAUUGUUACACGCACCAAUUUCCCUGAAAGUUGGCUGUGGAUAGAAAUCAAUCUGCCUGCUUGCCCUCCAAAUAAACCUAAUUGCAACCCAACAGUCUAUGAGAGAGAUGUCCCUUUGAAAGAUUCAAUCACAACCUGGGAAUUCACUGGCAUUAGUCUGUCAAGAACUCACGGAAUCUGUGUUGGCGAUCCGUUAGAGGUAAUUGUCCGGAGGGAUUUCUUCAUUGAUCUCAGGCUGCCUUACUCUGCUGUCCGUGGAGAGCAGAUAGAAGUUAAGGCAAUUCUCCACAACUACAGCCGAGACCGUCUCAGAGUGCGUGUGGAUCUGAUUGAAGCAGAGCAUGUGUGCAGUUCAGCCUCUAAGCGUGGAAAGUAUCGUCAGGAGGUUGAAGUUUGGCCCAAAACAACACGGUCUGUACCCUUUAUCAUUAUUCCCAUGAAGGCAGGAGAAUACCCAAUUGAAGUCAAAGCAGCUGUUAAAUACUCACAUCUCAGUGAUGGAAUCAAGAAGAUGCUGCGGGUGGUGACUGAAGGCGAAUUGGUUAAAUCUACAGAAAGUAUAACUCUGGACCCUAAAGGUGGUAAACAAGAAGAAAUUAUGAACAGUACAAUUCCUCAGAAGGAUUUGGUUCCAGACACACCUUCUAGCACACAGAUCUCUGUGACAGGGAGAGAGCAAGUAAGUGAACUGGUGAAGAAUGCCAUUAGUGGGAUGUCAAUGGGUAGUCUGAUUGUCCAGCCCUCAGGCUGUGGAGAGCAGAACAUGGCCGGCAUGACCCUGCCUGUCAUUGCAACCACAUAUUUGGACAAAACCAACCAGUGGGAAACCAUUGGCCUUCAGAAACGUGGCGAAGCUCUGCAACACAUCAAAACCGGCUACCAGAAGCAGCUGAAUUACCGUAAGGAGGAUGGUUCUUUUGCUAUUUUCCCCCGUAGAAAAAGUACCACGUGGCUGACAGCAUAUGUUGCCAAGGUUUUUGCCAUGGCCAGCAGUCUGGUGGUAGUGAAAAGAAAUGAUGUCUGUGACGCUGUCAAGUUUCUAAUUCUCAAUGCACAACAACCUGAUGGCCUGUUUAAAGAAGUUGGACAAGUGUAUGAUGCAAAGAUGACUGGUGAUGUGAGUGGCACAGAUUCAGAUGCCUCCAUGACGGCCUUCUGCCUCAUUGCUAUGCAGGAGUCACGCACACUAUGUGCUUCCACAGUGAAUAGUCUGCCAGGCAGUAAAGACAGAGCUGUUGCCUACCUGGAAAAGCGUCUGCCUAGCCUCACCAACCCAUAUGCUGUUGCCAUGACAUCAUAUGCCCUGGCCAAUGAAGGCAAACUGAACCGGCAGAUCCUCUACUCCUUUGUUUCUCCAGAUUUAUCCCACUGGCCUGUACCCAAGGGACGUGAGUACACCCUAGAAGCCACAGCUUAUGCCCUUCUGGCUUUGGUCAAGGCUGAGGCCUUUGAGGAUGCCAGACCUGUUGUGAGAUGGUUCAACAAACAGCAGAGAGUGGGUGGAGGCUAUGGAUCAACUCAGGCUACCAUAAUAGUGUAUCAGGCCAUAACUGAGUACUGGGCAAAUGCACAAGAACCACAGUAUAAUCUGAAUGUCGACAUCCUAUUGCCAGGCAAGCCAAAGCCUGACCAGUUCAACUUCAACAAGGAGAACCACUAUGCCACCAGAACAUCUAAAUUCAAUGGUAUAAACCAAAAUGUGAAAGUGACUGCUGUGGGCACCGGAGAAGCAACGCUGAAAAUGGUGUCACUGUAUUACGCUCUGCCUAAAGAAAAGGAGAGUGACUGUCAACAGUUUAACCUGUCUGUGCAGCUCGUCCCAGAGAAAAUGGAAGAUGAUGAGAAGAUAUACAAGCUGAAAAUAGAAGUUUUCUUUAAGGACAAGGAGCGUGAUGCAAAAAUGUCAAUCUUGGAUAUUGGCUUGCUAACUGGCUUCACCGUUAACACAAAAGACCUCGAUUCAUUGUCCAAAGGACAUGCCCGCACUAUUGCAAAAUAUGAGAUGAACACGGUCCUGUCAGAAAGAGGCUCACUCAUCAUCUACCUGGACAAGGUUUCUCGUGAACGUCCAGAGGAGAUUGCUUUUAGGAUUCAUCAGAAGCUGAAAGUGGGCGUCUUACAACCAGCUGCUGUGUCUGUCUAUGAAUACUAUGAACAGACACGUUGUGUGAAAUUCUACCAUCCACAGAGGACAGCUGGCAAGCUUUUGAGGCUCUGCAAAAAUACUGAAUGCACAUGUGCUGAAGAGAACUGCAGUAUGCAGAAGAAAGAAGGAAUCACCAACCAUCAGCGCACAGCUAAGUUAUGUGAGACUACACCGACCAGCACAAUUGAUUUUGGGUACAAAGUGAGAGUGGAAAACUCUGAAUACGUUGGGUCCACCGACAUUUAUACAAUGCGGAUACUGGAAGUCAUCAAGGAAGGAAGUUCUGAUGUGGGUCCUCAGGGUAAGCUGCGCGCGUUCCUGAGUUAUCCACAUUGCAGAAAGGCUUUAGAUCUGAAGCCUAACAAAACCUACCUUAUCAUGGGCACAUCCAAAGAUAUUUUCUAUGAUGACCAGGAGGAAUCGUAUCAGUAUGUACUUGGUGAGAGAACCUGGAUCGAGUACUGGCCUACGAACGCAGACUGUCAAACUGCGGCAUACAGACGGACCUGUUUGGGCAUUGAGGAGAUGAUCGGUAUUUUCGAAGACCAUGGAUGUCAGCAGAAACUCAGGAUGAUUUUGUAGGAGACAUGCAGCUGUGUGACAUCAUAUUUCCUGAAGGAGCUGAGAUGUACCUGAAAUGGAAAAGAAGAAAGGAGAAGCUUUUUGGCUUAUGAAGAAAAAUAAUAAAGUUACAAGAGUGUUUUUUUGUGAUUGAUUCAUGAUAUCCUUUGUAUAUUCAAUUGAAUAUUAUAUAUUUAAACAGCUGUGUGUCAUGCCUCUUUUAUAUGUCACAGGCGCCAAAAAGACUUCCGCAAAGGAUACACCUGUGCAUCCUCACUCAUAGCUCCUCCGGCAAGCCUCCUCUCUCCUCCAGAUGCAUUUUAGGAAUAGAGACAUCCUUAAACAUGAUGUGCUGGGAUUGAUUUCUAGGUCACGGGCAGGAGGACAGAGGAGAGAGGAGACGAGGAGGCACAAAAUAGAGAAAUGAGAAGAGCCCAUUGGGUGCUUUUCAUUACGCUAACGUGUCUCCUCGUUUCCCUCACUCGCAUCUCUUCCUCACGCCUCAGCUCCCCCCAGUGAGGAUGAGAAGACCCCACUUCUAAGAGGGAGACACAGAAAAGCCAGAUUGGACUUUGCCAAACUGCAUGUUCACAAGCCAC
Molecule: messenger RNA, 6305 nt
Organism: Thunnus maccoyii (southern bluefin tuna)
Lineage: Eukaryota; Metazoa; Chordata; Actinopteri; Scombriformes; Scombridae
Product: complement C3-like
Exons: 43
Coding region: 808-5727 (1639 amino acids)
Cellular component (GO): extracellular region
Molecular function (GO): endopeptidase inhibitor activity; protein binding
Source: RefSeq, a predicted model, not a curated record